Molecule: messenger RNA, 2380 nt
Organism: Periophthalmus magnuspinnatus
Lineage: Eukaryota; Metazoa; Chordata; Actinopteri; Gobiiformes; Gobiidae
Product: progranulin-like
Exons: 6
Coding region: 75-806 (243 amino acids)
Cellular component (GO): extracellular region
Source: RefSeq, a predicted model, not a curated record
ACAUGACUCAAGAGCAAGACUUGUUGGUCUAUGUGCAAACACACACCAGGAAGUGAAGUGAUCCCACACUUCAGAUGAUGCUGGAAAAGUGUGUGCUCCUGGGCCUCUGUGGCCUGGUGUCCUGCUACAUCACCUGUCCUGGUGGACACAUGAGGUGUAAUGACCAGGCCACAUGCUGCCUCACUGAGGGAGGAUACAGAUGCUGCCCUUAUCCAGAUGGGGUCUGCUGUGCUGACCGGACCCACUGCUGCCCAGAGGGAUACCAGUGUAACCUGGAGACCCACAUGUGUGAGAGGGACUUAGAGAGGAGGCCAAUGCUGCGCACAGGGAUGGAUCAGACAGACAGAGCACCCGCUGUGGUGUACUGUGAUAACUACUUCACGUGUCCCAACGGCUACACUUGCUGCAGACAUCCACAUGGCGGAUGGACGUGCUGCCCAUACUCUCCAGCCCGCUGCUGUCUGGAUGGGUACCAUUGCUGUCCAUAUGGCUAUGACUGUGAUUACACUUACACCCACUGCAUCAGACGGGGCGUGCCCUACCCCUUUGGCUCCCCCAGCCUGUUGCCAGUACCUGCAGACAAGACUACCACUACCUUGGAGUCUGCUCUUCAUGGAGUCAUCCGCUGUGAUUCGUCCUUUUACUGUUCCAAAGGCUCCUCUUGCUGCAAGGGCCCCACAGGGCAGUGGAGGUGCUGCCCCUACCCACUGGCCAGCUGCUGUGCUGACGGGACCCAUUGCUGUCAGUAUGGCUACACGUGUGACCCGGACUCCCAGGUGUGCAGAAGUGGGCUCUUCACACAAUGAAGAGACCAGGCAUUUUCACUUUUAUACAGCAGAAUCAAUAUAUGGCUAAUACGCCCUGACCAAAAUUGAAAUAAACCAAUCACCCACUUUCUAUAGUUACUGAUUCAUGUCACAUUAGCAACGCAACUUCAGUUUUGUUCAUUUGUUCACUUUUAACCUGUUUGACACAACUGUAUUAUUUAGUUAGAUUUUAUUUCUGUUUUACAAAUAAUUACAGAUCUUUUCAUGCCAGAGAAUGUGACUGUAACGUUAAACCAGUUUCCACAAAAGCACUGAUCAUGCACUUCAAAGUGAUAAAAAUGGGAUUGGCAAAAUAACAUUGGUUGGUAAUGAGAUAGAAAAGAAUAAACGUUAUCUUGGAAAUGUAAAAUCUAAAUAAAUGAAUAAAUGUGAUUGGUUUUCAGUGUGGGUCCAUGUGGUAUGUCCGGCCGUAAAGAACAGCCGUGAUGAGGCCUGCUCUCAUAUGAGAGUGUGCAAUGGUCACAGUCCCAUGUGCCGAGGUGUGGAGGAGCGUCGGCUGCUCCAGAGUGUACUGACUGGACAGAACAGAUGGGUACACAUGUUUAGUAUUAAAUGUUCCCUCCAACACAAAGUCCAUUUUAGUUUGUGCCUCCACCACCUCCUGUCCACAUGAAUGGGCAUCAGCUCCAGCACAUUUCACCAGAGCACAAACCUGCAGACGAGUACAAAACAAAUACAACAGUAAACAUAAUGACUAAUAAAUACCCUGAACCACACCAUACAGGACGGCUGAUGUCACCACAAGCUGCUUAAGCUCCUCAAGAGUGGCCCCUUCACUGCAACAGACCCAGUGGUGUGCCCAGACUUUUUUCACUGGGGUGACACCAGGGCUGGCCCAAUUCUUUAAGGUGAUAAUUUUUAGAAUUUAUUUUAAAAAAGGAAUUAAAAUAUGUCUAUUUAUUAACCAAAAAUGUUUAUUUUAUUGCUUGUUUGGAAAACACCACACAGUACGGGAAGGUACGCUGUUUUCAAAAUGUAUGUAGUCCACGCAUGCUAAUUACAUUCUACGUCCUUUUUUUCAUAUAUGGAGAACAUGAUGGGCAUCCUAAUUAUUCACUGUAAUGAGUUUGUAAGCACUUUUCACAACUUACAGAGGCCAGUGCAGAGUUUUGUCAUCAUGGAUGUGCUAACAACAACGGUUAAUCAUGCACUUCCUGAUUCCUCAAGAGCCGCUUACACAAUAUAUCUGUACUGGGGCAAGACAAAUUUUGCUCAUAUACAUGGGGAAAAAAUCUGAUACAGCACAGGCCCUUUAAUUGUCGUUUCUUCUGUGUACAAAGAAUACAUGUUUAUGCUUUGCUACAUUUAUCACAUAGGAAUGAUAUUGAAGUAAUAAGAAUAAUACAUUUAACUGUUAAAUAUGCAGAAAUUGUAAAAGCAUUAGUCCAUGUAAUAUUAGGACCUCUGAGUGAAUGUGUUAAUGAGGAGGUGGUGACACUUAAAAUCAUUAUUUUGAUGUGAAAACGUAUAUGUUUUAUUUCCCACUCUGAUCUGAUGAAGUUGUUCAUGGUGUGAUGGCAUUUUUUAAAAUAAUAAACAGUGACCCACCUGCA